AUGAACACAACAGUGAAUCUAUGGAACUGCUCCAGUCUGUUAAACCCAACAGCUCAAAAAAUUGGAGAAUCCUUUGCUUUUUUUCUGAUCUUCGUUGUCUCGUUAGUCGGGAAUACUUCCAUCGCCUUGAUUGUCUACAAGACGCAAAGCAUGAGAACACCGAUCAAUUAUUUCAUCGCAAACAUGGCCAUAUCCGACCUGAUGUUUCCAUUACUCCUUGUUCCCCGGGAAAUAACAUGGCUGUACACCGCCGGUUCCUGGCUUAACAGCGGUCCUCUCGGCAAGACAUUGUGCAAAGUGAUCCCUUUCUUAACGAAUGCCUCCAUGCUAGUGUCAAUACAGAGUCUGGUUUUGAUAGCAGUGGAUCGCCUUGGAGCUGUGCUGUUUCCGCUCCGUUCUCCACUAAUCAGUUCCAAGCUGUGUCCCUUCGUUAUUUUCAUCACGUGGAUCGUGGCGAUCGCAGUAAAAGCCCCGUUUCUGUUCUCCGUCAAAGUGGUUGAAUACCCGCGAGGGCAACAGGCGUGCCGAUGGCGGUGGGUUGAAGUAUUUGGCGAUUCUUCGUCUGAAGAUAACUACUUUCUUGUGGUAUAUAUCACAUUUAUUUACACCCCGCUUGUCUUGCUCAUAAUAGUCUACUCCAUCCUCUUAAUUAAGCUCUGGUCAGAAAAGAUACCCGGCGACCAAUCGAUCAGCACUAAUGCUCAUUCCGUGCGCGCGAAAAGAAACAGAGACGUCUCCAAGAUGGCUGUGGCUACUGUGUUGACUUUCGUACUAUGCUGGGUACCCUACAGUAUAGUCGACUCUUUAUUAUACUUUGCAUCGGGUUAUGACAAUAACUGCUCUAUGGUACUGAUCUUGCACAUCGCUCUUUUCAUGGCUUUUUCAAAUUGUGCUAUAAACCCUAUAAUUUGUUUCAUUUUCUGUAGCAAAUAUCGUCAAGGUUUUAAAAGAAUUUUUCAGUACUUCGACUAA
Porites evermanni is the source of this 972-nucleotide messenger RNA. The record is from the annotation of a GenBank genome assembly. NCBI's taxonomy places the organism in Eukaryota, Metazoa, Cnidaria, Anthozoa, Scleractinia, Poritidae.